AUGGAGUUGGGUGUGGAAUCGUCCUCACCCUCAAACAACAAAGGUGGUGAAAGCUCACAUGAUCAGAUAUCUGGUCAGCGUUCAUCUCCGAUCAUAACAGCCGAACCUUCGAAUCAUACUUUCAUGCCUUCAUCAUCAUCUGAAGCUCAUGAUACGUACAAGAUUCUUGGGGUAAAAGGACGAGACAGGGUGGAGAAGAAGAAUACCACGAAGCCUACCUACAUUACAUCACGUCUACUAUCCCUACGAUCAAAGUUCCAAACAAAGGUCAAACGAGCGGUCUGGAAAUGGCAUGGCAAGUUGAUUCCAAUACUUCAUUGGCAAGACUGGGUGGAAACUCGAUUCUUCUCUCAUUGUCUGACGAAAUCAAAAGGAUCUCCCGCACUACCACCACCACCACCUCCUCCUCCUCCUCCGAAGGAACUCUUUGUCAAUCUUCGCGUCCUAUGGAACAAGGUCAUCUCAUCACUGGAUCCAACGUCGCCAGUCUACGAAGGAAAGGUGAUAUCCAAUCCGAAUGUGGAUAAAAGCAACCGUGAUGGUAAUGAUGAAGCAACAGACACGAUACCUACAACUUCUUCCGUAUCGCGUCUACCCAAUAAGUCCGAUUGGUGGUCGUAUCGCCUACUGCCUCCUACUACUCGAUGGAUCCUUGCCAUUAUUCCAUCGUUUCUCUUCCCACGCUGGUUUCAUGCCAAUAUCGAAUUGCGAACAGCCUAUUUGAAUCGAGCUGUCGAUCACAUGAUCGAUCGGCGGAUGCGCAUAUGGGAAGAAGAAGCCAAACAAGAAGAUUAUUUACUGCAGCAGCGGAAGGAGCAGCAUCAUCCUAAGAUGAUGAUUCGAGAAACUCCAAGGCCCAAUAAGAUACGCUUGGUUAUUUUGGGAGCCGGAUACGACACUCGUUCCGUUCGUCUACUUCAGCAAGGUCGGGUGGAUCAAGUUUGGGAAUUCGAUCUUCCUCCAGUCAUGGAAUCCAAACGAUGGCUAUUGAACCGACGAGGACUGUGGAAUGCUCCGAUUCCGUUUCAUCAAUGGGAACAAGGCAAGCCUCUGAAGAAUGACACUCUGAAGAAUGACCAAUCGUCAUCGGGCACGACGCAUGAGAACAACAAUAGUGACAUUACUAGCACUACCGCCUCUAUUCAAGAAACGAAAGGAAUGAAAGUGGCCGAUUUGCAAUGCAUAGGCUUGGACUUGAAUCAGCCUGAUAACUUUCGUUUGGCGAUGGAAUAUCUUGUGCAGGAGAACACGGAUGCUACAAGUGACGACUCAUCGUUAGGUGCCAACGAAUGGUAUACGAUUGUGAUAUCAGAAGCUCUCUUUCUUUACCUCGAACCCGACAUACCAGCGCAACUAUUGACUAUUUGCCAGAAUCUGUUUUCGUCAGAGAAUCGUCGGAUACAGAAAGGCGGGGAAACAGGGUCGACGUCCCAUUCUCAAUCACCACCACACAGUGAAUCGCUUGCCUUUUGUUUUGCGGACCGCUUAUUGGAAGUUCCCCUGGAACAAUCUCACGACGAGAAUGCCAUACAACAGUGGUUUGACAAGAUUGGAUGGACGUUGGUCGAUUGGUUGCCCAAGGAGGGAGCUACACGACAAAUGGGGAUCAGUCGACCCAUUUAG
Cylindrotheca closterium is the source of this 1623-nucleotide messenger RNA. The record is from the annotation of a GenBank genome assembly. Lineage: Eukaryota; Bacillariophyta; Bacillariophyceae; Bacillariales; Bacillariaceae.